AUGCUACAAAAACCAGUGCAUAUAAUUCCUGGAGAUGCAUUGGUAACCACUUGUGAAUAUGAUACAACCCAGAGGACGAAAGCCACUAUCGUGACUCCUUUCUUUCUUUCUUUCUUUCUUUCUUUCUUUCUUUCUUUCUUUCUCCCUCCUCACUUCUCUUUCUCAUCUUCAUUGUUAGCUGUUAGGCUAACUUUCUUCCUUCCUUUCCAUCUUAUUGUCUUUCUUUCUUUCUUUCUUUCUUUCUUUCUUUCUUUCUUUCUUUCUUUCUUUCGUAGUCUGUAUUUGCUCCAUUCUUUCUUCUCGGCUCCUAUUCUUUCUUUCUUUCUUUCUUUCUUUCUUUCUUUCUUUUUCUUUCUUUCUUUUCUUAUUUCAUUUUUUUGUUUUUUUCUUUCAUUCUUUUUCUCAGCUGCUUUUUCUUUCUUUUUUUCUUUUUCUUUUUUCUUUCUUUCAUUCAUUCAUUCAUUCUCCUCCUCACUCAUUCUUUCUUUCUUUUUUUUUCUUUUCUUUCUUUUUCUUUCUUUCUUUCUUUUUUCUUUCUUUUCCGAGUUUCUUUUUUUUUUUCUUUCAUUCUUUUUUCUCAGCUGCUUUUUUCUUUCUUUUUAUUCUUUUAGCUUUUCAAAAUUCAUUCAUUCAUCUUAUUGUCUUUCUUUCUUUCUUUCUUUCUUUCUUUCUUUCUUUCUUUCUUUCUUAUUCCGAGUUUCUUUGUUUUUCUUUCAUUCUUUUUCUCAGCUGCUUUUUCUUUCUUUUAUUCUUUCUUUUCAAAAUUCAUUCCUUUCUUUUCUUUCUUUUUUCUUUCUUUCAUUCUUUCUUUCUUUUCUUUCUUUCUUUCUUUCUUUCUUAUUUUAUCAUUCUUCUUCUCAGCUUCUUUUCAUUCUUUUUUCUUUCUUUCUUUUUUUUCUUUCUUUUCUUUCUUUCUUUUCAAAAUUCAUUCAUUUUGCUCCAUUCAUUCUUCUCAUUCUUUUUUCUUUCUUUCUUUCUUUUUUCUUAUUCCUUUCUUUCUUUCUUUUUUUUUCUUUCAUUCUUUUCUCAUCUUCAUUUUUCUUUCUUUUUCUUCUUUCUUUUCCAUCUUAUUUCUUUCUUUUCUUUUCUUUCAUUCUUUCAUUCUUUCUUUUUUUUUUUCUUUCUUUCUUUCUUUCUUUCUUUUCUUUUCUUUCUUUCUUUUCUUAUUCUCAGUUUGGUGGAUUUGCAAUCAGUGAUGAAAUGUGUGUCAGUUAUCUGCAUUACUAUCCUCUCUGCAAUCUGGAAGUCUGCAAAAGUUCCAUCGAAACCAAAUCCAUUGACAAUUGGUUGAAUUUCAUGAGACGAUGGGACAAAGACAAGACCUCAAAGGAGAAGGGUUACCGGGACAACUUUUAUUCCAUUCGGUGGACACCGUUGACAUCGCAUUUACUGGACAACCUGUUCCAAACAUCUCCUUUGUCCAUGCAAUGUAAUAAAUCAGACGGAACAAGAUUUCCGGGUCGGUGGGAAGGAACACCGCAGACACAAAUUAAAUUGCCUCUGCCGCCCAUCCUACGUAAAUGUCCUGUUGCUAUUAACCACGACCACAAAGCGGUCAUCGUACGCCAUAUUACAUAUGCAUCACAUAUUAUCACAACUCCUGUCCGAGUUAUUUCUUUUCUAUCUGUUUCCCCUUAUAAUCACGUUACUGAGAUUAUUUUCAGUGAGAUAUUUCUUUCAUUUUUAUUUCUCCUACUUAUAAGUAAUACGUCUAUCUCAGUUUGUUCAUAUCUAUCUAUCUAUCUAUCUAUCUAUCUAUCUAUCUAUCUAUCUAUCUAUCUAUCUAUCUAUCUAAUCCUGUCUAUUCAUAUCUAUCUAUCUAUCUAUCUAUCUAUCUAUCUAUCUAUCUAUCAUUAG
This is a messenger RNA of Acanthosepion pharaonis, 1857 nucleotides long. Lineage: Eukaryota; Metazoa; Mollusca; Cephalopoda; Sepiida; Sepiidae. The record is from the annotation of a GenBank genome assembly.